AUGAAAGGUGGGAUCUUGGAGGUUUUUCUUGAGAGUGCAAAAGGCAUUAGGCACACCAAUCUCAUUGGUAAACCAAAGUACUAUGUCAUCAUCGAAUGUGGGAUUCAACAGAAUAAAAGCAAAUCAUCAAAGGGCGAUCAUCACAAAGUUUCUUGGAACGAGAAAUUCAACUUUGAGUUGUCAAUGUCUGAAUAUCAGAAGUUGACACAUUUAAGAUUGAGAAUCAUGGAUAAAGAGUUAUUUGCAAAUGAUACUGGAUUUGUUGGCGAAGCCAAGAUUUAUCUUGAAGAAAUACUUGUUGAAGGAAAUGAGAAAGGACUCAUAGAAGUGGCACCAAAACCAUACAAUGUGGUUCUUGAUGAUGAAACUUACAAAGGGGAAAUCAAAAUUGGACUCAAGUUCAUUCCCAAUGCAGUCAUCAAAGAAGUGGGGAGAGGAAUCAAUGCAAUAGAAAGAGAUACUGACGACACGAUAUGGAAUAAAUUGGUGGAAAUGUGCAAAAUUUCAUGGUGUAGGCUUUCUAUUUAUGGCAGAAAACUAAAACCUAGUGAAUAUAAGCGAAUCUAA
Lactuca virosa is the source of this 567-nucleotide messenger RNA. The record is from the annotation of a GenBank genome assembly. Lineage: Eukaryota; Viridiplantae; Streptophyta; Magnoliopsida; Asterales; Asteraceae.